Messenger RNA from Ramularia collo-cygni, 3906 nucleotides. RefSeq names its product related to cytosolic regulator Pianissimo. Gene Ontology annotation, cellular component: TORC2 complex. The transcript has a single exon. The coding region runs from base 1 to 3906 and encodes 1301 amino acids. The record is from RefSeq and is a predicted model, not a curated record. Gene Ontology annotation, biological process: TORC2 signaling. Lineage: Eukaryota; Fungi; Ascomycota; Dothideomycetes; Mycosphaerellales; Mycosphaerellaceae.
AUGACGCAGCCCACAGCGCGUGCAAACGGCCCUCCCGUGGCCGCACAACAAGUCAGCAGCGGUAAUGCCCUUGCGCUGCCCUCGCGCUCCGCCAAGGAGGGCGGGUCACUUUCUGCAGCAAGCUUCAUGACCGCGAAGCCGAUCCAGUCGUACCCUCGAUCAGCACAGCCACCAGGAAGCUUCACUUCAGAACUGAGGUCUUUCACCUCGAGACUGGACCUCACGCGCGCCAAUAGCUAUGGAGGGAAUGAGGAUGGCGCGAAUGAUCCAGCCACAUCGGAGCUGCGACAGGCCGAAUAUCGACAGGAAAUUGAGAAGCAUACACGACUGAAGGCAGGGACGGAGAACCUCUUGGAGGCACUCAAUUCCAAGAAUGCCAAAAAGUCGCGAGAUCAGCGUAUGGCAGCCGAGAGCCAACUCAAUACAUCGAAUCGGAAGAUUGCCCAGCUGAGACUGGACUUGGAGGCUGAGAUCCAACGGAGCAAAGAGCAGCCGAUAAGUCCCAAGGGAAGGUUGUCCCAAUUGUUCCGAAUGCCGCCACUUCAGCCAAAGGUCGAUCAGCUUCAAUCACAACAUGAGGAAGCCGAGCAACAGGAUCCCGAGUUGGAGUCGCCCACGUACAUCCUUGCGGAGAUAUUGCAAGCACUGGAGGUGGCGGACAUGCAGCCGGAUUACUAUGUCAAUCAGGCCAAUGAUCUGGUCGAACUCUUCCGAAGGCAUCCGACGUUGAAAUAUGAUCUCGCAUGGUCAAUCUUUGGCCUUCGCAUGCAAGUGAUGCUGCUCAGUGACAGUCGAGRGGUUGUCGCUGCAGGAUAUCGUGUCAUUCGAUAUGCAAUCACGGAUCGCAAGUCGCUCCAGACCAUUCGGUCACUUCAGACCGAUUACCUGGUCAUACUGUCACUGGUAAAGGAGAGCAAGGCUCGUGUGGAGCGAGAGCAAGCUCUGAAAUUCGUCAGGGCUUUUCUCGAUGUCAAGGAUGGCGCUCAUGAAAUUCAUCCAGCGGUUGCCCGCAUCAUAGUCGCAGUGGCAGACCAUUCGGAUGAUCAGCUUCGCAGUAUCGCAAUUCUCACUUUGGCAGAAUUGCUUCUCAAAGAACCGAAGUUGGUGAUUAAUGCUGGUGGCAUUGGAGUUCUUGCCGAAGCCAUGGGAAGUGGUGUCUAUCAUGCGCCGGAGACAUUACUCGGGCCGCUUCUGCACUUGAUGGACCUCCCAGCUAAGAGAGGCAUGCUCCGAUCCGGGUACGAGUUCAGUUCAGCAUUCGCUACCUUCACGGAGCCUCACUCUUCACAUUCCAUUGACGAGAAACUCGCGGCCAGUUCAAGGGUCAUUGCGGGCAUGUUCAAGAGCUGGUCGGGCCUCAUGACUCUUGCGCUGCACGAUUUCUUGCCAGUGCGCUCUGUGGUAUCUUCUCUCUACAUUGGCGAAUUGAAAGUUCGCAGUGCGACUCUGGACUUGCUGAUGGACAUACUUCGGCUAGAAAAGCGUUCUUGGUCGACGCCUUUCAUCGGUGGCCGCCGGCUGACCACGUAUGCGCGUGUUGCCACACUCAAUAUUGAAAAGGAGGCUACCAGUGAGUCUGCGAGCUCAGACAGCAACAGCCACAAGCGGAAUCUAGUGCAGCAUUUCGUCGCUGUAGCGUUGGCUGUACUGCUCAGACAAGGCCUUAUGGAGGCACUUCUCCAUGCCGAGACAGACUCUCCGACUGAUGCACUUAGACGGCGAACAAGUCUCGUCAUUGCAGAAGUGCUGAAGAAGGCGAGCGAGUUGCUUCCCAGUUGCUGGAGCGCACAAAUGCAGACCAUGCCGGGACUGUUCGAUGCGUCCUUGAGGUUUGACAGCGACGAGAGAUAUCGGGCUCUGUCUACAGUGUAUCAGGUGGAUAAGGUUAACCUGAAAUUGUGGCGCUCAGACCCCCCAAACAGCUCCUACUCGCAGGCAAAGGAGCAGGCAGAUACCUCUCGAGCCCGUUCUGGCUCAAAAACACAGGUCAAUGCAAACAUGGACGAGGUGCUGUUCCGUGCAAAGAUUCUCGAGACCGGCGUUCUCAAUUCAGUCAACUACAUCAAGUGGGAUUGGACAAUCAUUCUUGAAAUCAUCGAAGGGCCUCUUGCCAAUCCCAAGCUCUUAUCAGAGGCGCUGGAAAAGUCCAAGUUCGUUCAUCGUCUGCUGAAGUUUCUGAGACCGUUCCAAUUCCGGUUUUCAGAUGCUUCGAAUACCAAAGCAAAUCAGCGCUACGUCAAAAUGGCUUGCACUUUGGCAAAGACGCUUUUGCAAACAGGAGAAGGUGCCACCUAUCUCAUGAACAACAAGACCGUACGGCAACUUGCAGAGUGCCUCGCUCAACUGGACUCUGCGAGCGGCAUCACUUCCAAAAACCCGAUGUUCUCACCCGAACGCCUUACGGAAACUCUUGUCGGCGGCUAUUWUGCUAUGCUCGGGGUGAUGUGUAGCGACCCAAAAGGCCUACAAAUUCUGGAAAAGUGGCACAUCAUCAACAUGUUCUACCACAUCGUGGAACUGAAGCACCGAGACGAUCUCAUUAGGUGUCUAUUGACUCAUCUUGACUACACACUCGACAGCCACCCUCGCAUCAUCCUAUCCAAAGCCAUGGUUGCAGGAUCAAAGCACAUGCGUACAAUGGCAACAAGAAUCCUUCGAAAGUACGCCAUUGAGCCCAUUGAGCCUUCGGUACUGGGAGGAUGUGCGGCAUCAUGGGCGAUCAAGCUACUUGUUAGCCAAUUGUACGACCCGGAGAUUGAGGUGUGCGAGGUGGCGAUCAAGAUUCUCGAGGAAGCCUGCAACGAUAUCAACUCGCUGGAGUACGUCGUUAAAUGUAGACCUGCACUCGAUCAUUUGGGUGAGAUUGGUGCACCUUUAUUGCUACGCUUCCUAUCAACAUCAGUUGGGUACCAUUAUCUUGACGGACUGGACUACAUUACCCGGGAGAUGGAUGACUGGUUCCUUGGUCGCAACGACAGCUACGUCACGGUCGUUGAAGCAUCUCUAGCCCGGGCUCUCUCAGACCUGCCGGAGAAGCCACAGUCUUCGGCUCUCGAGGAGACGAUGGGCCCUGCCGAUUUCGGUCAUGUACCGCCGCACUUUUAUCGUGAGCUCACUCGCACUGCCGAGGGCUGCGAGCUGCUGAAGGCUAAAGGCCACUUCGAGGAAUUUACCGCAACGAUUCAGGACUUUGCUAUGGAAGAUGAAGACCCGGAGAUCAUUCUCAAGGUAAAAGGCUGCCUCUGGGCAGUAGGGAAUGUUGGGUCUAUGGAGCUUGGCGCGCCAUUCCUUGAGCACACGGAUGUGGUCAAAUACAUCGUUCAGAUCGCCGAAUCGUCUCAAGUCAUGACACUGCGCGGGACCGCAUUGUUCGUUUUAGGCUUGAUAUCUCGCAGCUUGCACGGCCAGGAGAUUCUCGCAGAGCAUGGCUGGGAUGGUACUGUCAACGUGAUGGGCGAAAGCUUGGGCUAUGUUUUACCACUGGACUUCGACAAGCUCUUUUCCCUCCAGCCCUUUGCUGCUGCUUUCAAGCCUAACGCGGCCAUGAUUCGAAGUCGUCCGGGCGCUAUUGAGGACAGCGAUGCGACCAAUGUGGCCGUUCUGAACUCCAUCACUAAGUUGGGGAACACUGUUCUCACGAACAAGGCGAUUGGAGAGCUCAACUCGUUCAAGCACAAAAGGGUACCGGGCUUCCAGCAACCAAUGCUUUUCAGGAAAGUCAUGAUAUUGCUGGCGAGUCACCAGUACAGGAUUCCGCAGUAUCGGUUUGUGAUCGAUUUGUUCGACAAGACUGUAUUGAGGAAGAUUGUGCUGGAGGAGGACGACGAUGACGACGAUGACGAUGACGACGAUGAUGAUAACGAAGAGGAAGAAGCUGAUGAAGACGAAUCUAUGGACGAUGAGUGA